CAGGAUAGUAAUAAAUUAGAUUACAGGAAACUCUCACGAAAAGGUCAAUGCUGCCCCUUGUGGUGUAGAGUAUAAAACGUAACGAUCCAACUAGACCAUCACCAGAAGGCUAGAGGAGAAGCAAUUCUUUUGAAAUUAAUGUCCGGCCUUUAAAAACUAGAAAACAAACAUGAAGGACGUUUUUGUUUUUAUUUAAAUGCAAUGAAAAAUGUGACUAUUCAGAAAUGAUGAACGCAUCCUCCCUGAUGAGGUCUGAGAAUCUCUGUGAAACAACACAAUACCAGCUGUGGUUACUAAGAUCCUUUAUUUAAAAGUGUAUAAAUUAUAUGUUCAUAGCAAUUACGGAUUUUUAUUGCAGCCAUGACAAAACGUACUCUGUUCUGGGAAACAUUGUCGUACGUAGGAAUAUGACGUAACUCAGCUGAAACAGAAGUUUGAAAAACGCGUUCUUUCAACAACUCCUGUUCAAAAUGAGAACGUUUUUGCUAUUUUGUCUGCUUCGCUGGUUUAUUUGAGUAACAUCAGUUCCUUUUUGAAAACCAGUAAGGAAACCCCUCCCCUGCUGCAUUCUCGUGACAGGCCGGGAAAAAGUCCAGUUCGGAGAGGAAUGAACAUUGCCAGAUGUUCAAGCAAGAUCUUUGGGGGUUCUGAAGAUGCCUGCCCGCAAACAUGUCAGACGUUCACGUGAAACGCUGCGCGAGACGAUGAUAUCACCUGAAUAACGCCCUCUGUCAGGUUUCUGGCGGAGCCCGGGGGAGCGCCGUCAGCCGUUCGUGCAUCGAUCAUCACUGAGCGAGGAGGAUAAGUCUCGGUGCGGCCACCCAGGUGAGCGAAACAGCUGGCCAAGGAUGGAGUUCAAGCAGCUGGUUGACACGGCGGAGAAGUGGUGCGCGGGCAACCCCUUCGAUCUCAUAUUCGCGGAAGAGUUCGACGAGAGACGCCUGGAUUUCUAUGCCGAACCGGGAAUCUCCUUCUAUGUCCUUUGCCCGGAUAAUGUGAAUGGCGGCGCCGACAAUUUUCACGUGUGGAGUGAGAGCGAGGAUUGCCUGCCCUUCCUGCAGCUGGCCCAGGAUUACAUCUCCUCCUGUGGGAAGAAGACCCUGUUGGAGAUCCUGGACAAGGUCCUCAGAUCCUUCAGGCCGCUCCUGGGCUUACCGGACAUGGAGGACGAUGCCUUUGAGGAAUAUCACGCCGACGUGGAGGAGGAGCCAGAAGCUGAUCACCCGCAGAUGGGUGUUAGCCAGCAGUAACCAUAUCCGUGCAGAAUGCCUCAGGCCCCGCCCCCCCCAUCCCCCAGACCCCCCCACUCACAUCCACACCCAUACAGACAUAGAACAGACCCAAAGUCCCUAAUAUGCUCAAUUCUUUGAGUUGUUCUUCACUCCAUUUAUAUUUCACUCUGUCCUUUGCUGGGAUUUCGGAGGAACAAUGGAUGCAGCUCCCAUUAUUCCCAUUAACUGGUCACAUGUCGUGGUACUGGCAGAGGCUGACGGAUGAUUGGUGCUUGUCCUGCAUGUGACUCACAGAUCCAUUCAGCUGUUUGUUCUGGUUCUAGAACAUUCAGCUCUUUGGGUGUGAACAGCUGAGCACUGGAACAUGAUUUUGCGGCAUUCAGUUUGUCUGGCUGGGCUUGUCGAACCAAACAGCUGAAAAACACUUUGAGUUGUAUUGAAUGAAAUAAUAUGUCGAGAAACUGAAUAACUAAGAUAUUAUUCAGUGGCUGCUGGCCUUUUGUUACCUGCAGAGAGAUGCAUGCUGGGUAAUAAUGGCGUCCUUCCAGUUCCCCCUCUGCAUCACUUCCUGUUCUGCUUUGUAGAUGUAUUGCUCAGGAGCUCCUCUCCAUAGUGCCAUGGCUUUUCUGAUGCCCUGCCACCAGGGGACCUCCCGUCUAGAUUCAGGUGUCCAUCUUGGGCACCCAGCCUUUGGUGCAGGUGGAGGGUAGAAGGUAUUUAUUUGGUCAUUCAGUUAGUGAUUCAUCACUUUGAGGAGCCCACGCCUGGGACUUCCACCAGGGCCCCAGCGUAUCUAUACCGGUGGAUGCUCGUCGAGCCCGGAGGUGAGCGCCGUGGCCCCCUUCAGGAAGAUUCGGGAAUCAUCCAGCUGUGCUUCUCGCUCCGCUUUCAUCUCAUUUCGCCAUUCUUUUCGCCAUUUCAUGAUCAAAAACUCCAGAUUCAGAGCACUUGCUAUCAGAAUUUUAAUCAGUCUGAGAGCAGAAAACGAUCAGUAGAGGUUACUGUCUUUUGACUUUGUAAUGAGAGACCCGCCGGGGGUGGGGGGGGGGGAGAGGGUUGGUCCUGGUUACGUGGAUCAGUGUCAUGCUUCUGCACAACUUCACUGCAAUAAACCCUUAGGGCUGGUUCCCACCCCCUGCGGAUGCCAAUGUGUCACAGCACGCCUCAGUACAAGACUGUCUGCAUUCCUGGACACUCAUAUUUCUUGCGCCACUGUGCCUGGCCACCUUGUACUUUGAUGCCAGGCCUGAGGUGGCGCUGUAGAGCAAAGUGUCUUAGGUUUAUGAAGUAUGACAUGGAUGUUAUAUUGAGAAUCACUAUUUUACUAAAAUUAAUCAUGCAUUUUAUGCUUAGAGUAUGCAAGGACCAGGACAGGUAUAUGGUGUUGGGGUUACAGUCAUUUUAUUUUAGUUUGCAGCCAUCUGGGAGUCUUAAUCCUGUAACGAGGAAUCCUUGAGUCCCUCACUGAGCCUUUCUUCAGAUCCACUAGCCACGGUUGUUUUCAGUCUGUCCAAAGAGGGUAGAAAAGAUGUUCAUAUACAAUCUUUAGUCUGAUCUCCUUUCUGACUUCCUGCUUAACCUUUCCCCUGGCUAAUUAACGAUCGGGGCACACUGACAUCACAGGACGAACCAUCCACAUUAUUUCAAAUGUCAUCCCUCAAAUGCGGUGCCUGGCUUUUCUAAUAAAAUGAUAUCACGACUGCCGCUUGCGCUGUUGCACGUCCUCAGCAGGUGGAAACCAGCCCUUGGAGUCCAGAAGCUACAUAAGUGAGCCUGAAAGCUGACAUGUGACCCCAUCUGCAGGCUGAGAGCCUACCACUCAGCAUUGGGUGUACGUGAGGAGUGAAUCUCACAUGUUGGCAGGUUAGUGAGUUGUGGGAAUGACCAGGAAGGACAGCAGAUGACAUUGAGGUUAAGGAUGCAGAUGUAACCAAAAGGCUACCGGUAGAAGUCAGUAAAAUAUCCAGCUGGCUGCAAUAAAACUGUAAGAAAACAAGAAUAACUGCUCCACAUGUGCCGGCUGGGUCUGGUGGUUGGUCCAUCUGUCUGUGAUUUGGCAUGGCAGAACAUUCCGGUUCAUGGGGGCACUGCCCUGCAUCACUCUCUGUUAUUCCAUUCAUGGGUUAACCUGCGGUUUAUUGUUUUGUCAAUCAAUGAAAUGCCCCAGGCUUCUAUAUUUUUGUCCUUGGUGGAUAUUAGGCCGUACCCCUCCCUGCAUUUUCAAAAGCUCCUCCAAGGCCAGGUGACUGACACUCAAGCACCGAAGAGCUGCACCUUCAUUGUUCCUCCGAAUAUACCUCGGGGUGAAGGACCGAGUCGCUUUGCAAUAGCCGAUAACAAAGAAAAACACGAUUUCCAACAUUCACGUGAUGUCAAUUUCUUUUCUUUUGACGUGCCACAGAAGAACUUCUGCGAGAGGAUAACAUAUACGAGUUCAGCCUUAACAGAUAAACCAGUUUAAAAAAAAGAAGCAAAACUUCUUCGUCAGAGUAUUUUUUCUUCACUGGUCGACUUGAAUGCCACCGUUCGCAGGCACGCCCUGUGGAGGCAGACAGGAUCCUCCUCCUGGAGAUUGCUAGGUACUCACACCAUACAUCAGUCAAUCUUCCAUACAAUAAAUACACUUCAGCUGCUGAGAAGAUUUGAGUUCCCGGGAAUGUCGCAGUGAUGGCAGUGAUGCCACUAGACUGUCACUUGUUAUCUGGGACACCGUGUCACCUCCCUGACCUCGUCACUUGUUAUCGCUUAAAUCCCAGGGUCCUAACCCUAACCCCGCCCCGUUCUCCUCAGCUCAGAUCGUCUUCCCUGUCACGCUCGCUGCACAGCACACCAGAGGCGCACCAGAUCCGCUGAAAUCCGCCACGAUUUCUCUCCGAGCUGCUGCCGCUGCUACGUCUUUAUUUCUCCUUGGGUUUCCAAUUUUUGCCGUCGGAUUUUUUCAGGAGACGCCGCCGCUCUCGAGUUAGGCGUCUCCCCGCAGCUUUUGAGAACCUGAACAGCACUAGGGCUCAUCUGUGCGAUUCAACCUGCGUUUGCUUCCUCAGAUGUUUCUGUUUGUUCGUUUGUUUUUCCUUGUGCAUUUUGUUUUCUACAACAGUGUGAAUCUCAAGUUUAAAAUACAUGUUGGAAAAAAAUGUUCGGUUUCUGUGUGUGUGUGUGUGUGUGUGUGGGUGUGUAUGUGUUUUGAGAAGGACUUCCUUGCUUUGAUUAGGCUGAAGCUUGAAUUAAAUCAGCACUGCAAUCC
Molecule: messenger RNA, 4476 nt
Organism: Paramormyrops kingsleyae
Lineage: Eukaryota; Metazoa; Chordata; Actinopteri; Osteoglossiformes; Mormyridae
Gene: mturn
Product: maturin, neural progenitor differentiation regulator homolog (Xenopus)
Biological process (GO): positive regulation of megakaryocyte differentiation; regulation of signaling
Cellular component (GO): cytoplasm
Source: RefSeq, a predicted model, not a curated record